CUUUUCGUUGAGUCCGGGAUGAAGGGCCAGGCGCCGUCGCUACUGCUACUGCUGCUCGCCUGGCGCCCCGCGCGCGGCGCGGAGCAGCAGUGCCAGCUCUCGGACCAGCGUUACGCGGGCGUGACGGUCACCGUGGUCGCGCUGCAGGAGAAAGGCGGCGUCAAUCUCGAAAACCUGUACGUUCGGGCGAGGGAGUUUGAGAACUUCACGGGCGCCGUGGUCGACUUCGUGCAGCGGGACGUCCGUCCAUCUGGCGAUAACCCCUCGCUGGCGGCCGAGGUGUUCGCCGACGCCGGGAAGGUGGAAACCGGGUGCAACGGCGCCGGCGUGUACCAAGGCUACGUGAUCAAGGGCAACCAGGUGCCUGACCUGGUCCAGUGUGGCGGGAUCGCCAACCUCUCCACGCAAGUGGAGCAGAGUCAAACGUGGUCGGACCUGGACUGGGCGGACGUGGCGACCGCCAUCCGCCAGGGUACCUCCACGUACGACUCAAAGGUCUACUCGCUGCCGAUUGACGCCGACUACAUGGCGACAGUGGUCCGCGAGGACCUGGCCGGGAACACGACCCUGGACACGUGGGAGCAGUGGGUGGCCUUCGCCGAGUCGCAGAACGGGACCGACAUGAACGGAGACGGCAAGCCGGAUCACGGCGCCUGCAUCGCGCUCGGGCCGGCGGGCCACUUCUCGGUCUUUGGCGUGUUGAUGGCCAUCGCGGCGCCGCACCUGCAGCUGGGAGGCACGCCGCAGGGCGCCUUCUUCAACACCGACACCUUGGAGCCCAAGCUGACGGCGGCGGCGAUGAGCCAAAUCUACCCCGACGCGCCGUCGUCCUUCUCCUUUGAAACGGCGCUCGCACUGUACAAGCGGCUGGUUGACGUGGCUGUGCCCGGCGUCUCCGCCAAGGAUGCCUGGGAUUACUUCAAAAAUGGCAGCUGCUCGACAUGGAUCAGCCUGCCCGGCUUCGUCUACAAGACGCAGGACACGAAGUUUGGCACAACCAACAUGCUCACGAGAAACGUCCCCAACGCGACCAUGGCGCGCGUGGAGGCGCCCGGCGUCCCCUGCCCCUCUCGCUCCACCUGCCCGUACGCCUCCGACACGAGCAGCGGGCUGGUCAGC
This is a messenger RNA of Emiliania huxleyi CCMP1516, 1119 nucleotides long. RefSeq lists its product as hypothetical. The record is from RefSeq and is a predicted model, not a curated record. NCBI's taxonomy places the organism in Eukaryota, Haptophyta, Isochrysidales, Noelaerhabdaceae. The transcript has a single exon. The annotation marks the transcript as partial.